This is a messenger RNA of Capra hircus (goat), 5384 nucleotides long. It is a transcript of the gene SLX4IP, whose product is annotated as SLX4 interacting protein. The record is from RefSeq and is a predicted model, not a curated record. Lineage: Eukaryota; Metazoa; Chordata; Mammalia; Artiodactyla; Bovidae.
GUCACACGGACUGGCUGAAGCACAGUGUCUGCCUUUUUGCCCGCGCUUAAGAGGCGCUCAUGGAAUGGAAACGUGAGCAACCGCUCUCGGCGGGUGCCGGGCCUUCCGGCCUUGACCAAUGGCGACGCGCUGGAUCCCGCGGCCGCUCACCAGCCCCGGUCUCCCGGAGCGACCGCCCAGAAGACCCGGAGAGGAGGCACCGCUGCGGCCGCUCCUGUGGAGCGGGGCGCGCGGGAGGCCCUCAGCGGCGCGGCGUCCGCCCCUUGUCCCCGCGGGGGCUUACGGGGGUCGGAGGCCCCUGAGUGCGCUCGCCGGCUAGCUCAUGUCCGUGCCUCCCCUCCUGCUGAUGCGUUCGAGGGCCAAGACGGCAUUCUUCCUUUCAAAGGAACCGUGAGAGAAGUUAUGCUCAUGGAUAACGGUCUCACAAUGCACCCGCCAUUGAGAAAGCCACCUUCAUCUGCCAGCCCGUGUUUUCUAUACUCGUUCCCCAUCAAACACUCCGGAGACUUUUCCCCUUUUUAUGCUAGUAAUUUUUAAGAAACAUUCUGUGUCACAGAAAUGCUGCGUUUUAUUUUUCCCUCUCGAUCGCCCUUCUCCCUUGCACAGCGGGAAACUGGUUUGUCACCGGCCAAUCGAGCUCGCUGUGUUCGCGGCGUAGAUAAAGGUCUUUCGCCGCCAUGAUUGUUUGGGCCUUCGUUGGAAGCCGCGAGACCUUGCACGGAGGACAUUUUUGUUUUUGGAAGAUCCCGCGCGCUCUUCCGGCCGUUAGCUGAGUGUUCGCCGCCAUCUUAAGUCCUGGUUGUGGCUUCAAGCGGGCCGCGAAGCAACCCAGGCCAUCUUGUGUUUGGGCGGCAGCAGGGCUUCUCUGCGCGCCCGGGAAGCGGGAAGGAGGUCGGCACCCGAACACCCGAGCUUCCAAAGGCUGGCUUGUGAGCCUCUGGCCGCCUUUCUAGUCUGAGUUUGCACAGCCAGGUACCCUGGACAGUAACUAAACAAAAGCCCGACCCCAAACCCUGCCACCAUCGUAGGUCUAUAAUUAUUCUGGAAUCAGUAAACCAUGGCAUCAAAGAAAUUUGCUGUUAAAUGUGGGAACUUUGCUGUCCUGGUGGAUCUUCAUGUAUUGCCGCAAGGUUCAAGCAAAGAUACUAGCUGGUUUUCUGAACAGAAGAAAGAGGAAGUCUGUUUACUGUUAAAAGAAACCAUUGAUUCAAGAGUGAAGGAGUACUUACAAGUUCGUAAACAGCACAGGCCAUCAGAUACAGAAUUCACAAGAUCCAAUCCCUUGUCCUUAAAAGGUUACGGCUUUCACAUCACAGCCUAUUUCCUCAAAAGAGGAGUACGUCUCCGCUGCCUGAGGGGCUCGCCACGGACAGAACUCCAAGUGUUUCCCGACAGGUUUGUGGUCUGCGUAAGUCAGCUUGCGUUCAGUCGUGAUCUUUUGGCAAGUCAGAGUGAAGAUUUGCCGGGACGAGCUCUCCAUGGAGCGACAGGGGAUCGUACUGGGUGUGUGGAACAACUACUUCCUCCCAGGGCAGAGCCCAAGAGAAACGUUCUGCAAGAAAUUGUGAACAGAACUGAGACAAAAAGCAGCGCCGUGAGCGGAUCUCGGAGCAACGGGCCCAGUGUGGGAGCAUCCAGUGACUCCGUGGCUGCAGAGGGAGCGUGGAGGAGGGGGGGCCGGCCAGCCUCAUCCAGCCCCCCGGCCGUGGGACAGGCAGAGGAUGACAGGAAGGCGUCUGAGACCCACCAGGGGCUUCCUGCUCUGAAGCUGGAGAAAGGUCAUCAGGCCUGGCCGGAGCAGCAGAAACCUCAUCCCAGGGUGCGGUUGCAGACCGGGCUUCUAAGCAGGAGCCUUGUCUGUGGCUGUGAGUCAGCAUUCCCCAGUCCAAAGCAGAGUCCACGAGGGGCCGGAGCACCGCAGAAACGCAGGAAGCGCAACCCUGCGGGAGACGCCGACCACCACAAGAGAGUUUCUCUUGGAAGUGAUCGAUUAGCCCCGAGGGAAAUAAUAGGGAAAAGGAAAGCUGCCAGGGUCCUGCCAACUUGAGAGCUGUCAGAUCCGGGGUUGCUUUUGAAACAAGAUUUGGCAGAAACUGCAUCUAAUGAAGAGUUGCAUGUUUUGGAAACUCUCUCCUCCAGACAUCUUACGAAAAAUAAGCCAGGGCAGGCACACUCAGCCACAAACACUGAAAGCUUAGCUCUGACUCAGGGCAGCCCAACCAAGAAAAGAAAAGGGUGGAAGCAGCUACUUGCUCACAGAAGAGGAUUGCAGCCUCAUCGUGGAGGAUGUCGUGACCAGACCUGGGACAAAUGAGCAGUGUGCCCAGAAGCCAUGACUUACCAGAAUUCAAAUGAUCAUUUUCAGUAGAAGUUAUGUACCUGUGUUGGGCUUAACUUUCAAACCAGCAGCCUCCAGGAGCUUGUUCUGACAGCACUGUUCCUUUCUGGUUCACACUUUAACUUCAGAAAAUUACUUUGGUGAUAAAGAACCAUUGGCUUUGUUGGCAGCGACAGCAUCCAUAAAGGAAGCACAUGAAGAAACCAGUGGUGUGCCUCGUUGCAUCCCUGGAUGAAGCCCGCAGUGACCGUGGUGCUCUCUUUGCCGGCCAAUCCUCCUGCCCUGCAGCCUGAGUCAGGCAGCAGUGGAGCAACAGGCUUGCGGGUCACCCCACUGCUUGCGGCCCCAGCGUCAUAUCUGAAAGUGUGUGAGAAAGGCAGAGCCUGGGCCCCACCCAGACCUACAGAAUGAGAAACUGGGUGAUUCUGAAACAUGCUCAAGUUUGGCAAGCCCCGGGCUAAUUGCAGACCCCCUGGGAUUGAUUCCUGCGGCCUGACUGUCCUGGCCCCUAGCACAUCAGCAGGGCCCACGUGUGGACAUGCAGCCGUCAUGCCCCCUCGGACCGACGAGGCUCAGGGGGUGAAGCACUGGUCCCAGGUCCUUAAGCAUGGUGGCCACAGCGCCCUGGGAGCUGUGACUGCACUAAGAGUUGCAGGAUAUUUACAUAUAGUUUGGCCUGACAUUAGGGGGAGACAUCAGAGAGGCUUGUUCUUUCUUGUAGUUCAGGCAUGUCCCUACCCCUUGCCCCUGCCCCCACCUUUAAGACUCUGGUGAAGUUCAGAACAGAUCCAAGCCCGAGGGGAAUUCAGUGGGCAGAGUUUGCAGUUCCCCACUUGGAAGGCAGCACGGGCAGCUUAGAUUUCAAACCAGGAGCCUUCCAUUUGCAGGAUCACCCACUGUUGUCUCCAGUGGGCUUGCUGAAAUGUCAUGUAGUGAAUCAUAGCAAUGACUUAUUUUGGAUGGACAACUACAGUAGAUUUUCUUAACCAAGUUUUAUUCUGAAAUAAUGAAGGAAACUAUAUUCAAAGGCCACCCAUCAAAUGUGUCUUUUUUUCCUGCUCAACAUUGGGUGGUCCUUCGAAGUAAUACCUCCUCUCUAGUAACACGGAAAAUCAAGAUAUUCCCCAAAGUGUAGGAGUUAGCAAAAAAAAAAAAAAAAAAAAACAGAAAAAGACCAACAAAAUAAAAGAAUAUGGAAAUGGAUACAGUGUAAGUUCAUGCUUAAGAUUAAUUAGUGGUUUCUUUCUCCCAGCUCAUUCUGUCCGUCCCCAACUCUCCUUUCCUUAGAUUGUAGGGCAGGACUCCUGAAGAGGCAGCCGAAUAUCAUGGCACCAUUUUGGGUCAUGAAGCUUAGUCUUCCUUGCCAUGCCUGGCUGCAGAUGCAGGCCCUCUUCUUUGAAGCUCCAGACUCUUCUGGAGACUUCUUCCCUUCCUGGGACCCCAGCCUCAACAUCCCCACCAGGAACGUGGCCCUGCCUACUGACGUCUCUUCCUCUUCCCUCCUAGCUCUUAAUCCUGCCCCAGGUGACUCCGUUCACUGGGCUCCACAGUAGAAGAGGUAGCCCAGCAGAAGACCAACCACAGUGCAGCGGAGUCCACUCCUCCAGGGAGUGCAGACUGCACAGGGUGGAACCCUCCUGCAGAGGUGAUAGAACAUGGUCUGUCCUGAGCCCCGUCUCAGAGUCACCCGUUUCCUGGGUGCUUGUCACUGAAGAUGGGCUCACAGUGUGUCGUUGAGUCUUAAACAGAAACAGUUGUUGCAGUAGUUUAAGCAGAGAGGGCACAAAAUAACAACCCAAGCAACAGGCCAAGAAACUGAGCUCCCUGGAAGAGUCUGGAAUAAGGAAGAGCCAUCCCAAUAGCUGCUGCCUGCCCCAGAACUAGGGGAAGCUGUUUGAACUGGAGGCACCAGAGAAAGUUUUUAUCAGGUUUUUUAUUUCAUUAGUUAACCUGGGCCUGGUGGUUAAAGCCAAUACUUGUAUGUUUAAUGAUUAUCUUUCAAGAAAAUUCUUGGCUUUAGAGUUUGGUGUAUUUGUGGAUACAAUGAUGACUGAGUUUGGGACGUCCCAUCUCCCAGUGCAGGGCACACGGGUUCAGUCCCUGGUCGGGGAACUGAGAUCCCACAUGCCGAGGGGCAGCUAGAGAAGGCCGUGUGCCGCAGCUAGAGAAAAGCCUGUGCAAUGCAGUGAAAAGCCAGUGCGGCUGAAAUUUAAAAACAGAAAAGUUGUUUAAAGGCUGUGUCAUUGCACGUUUGGCUGAAGAUCAGUAGGGUCUUUCUCACAGCCUUCAUGUCCAUGGGUUUUAACAGUAUUAGCAAAGGGACCAACUUUCCCCUUCUGCACAGGGGCAUGUGCUUGAGGAAUUUCGCCUUUAAGCAUUUUCCUUCCACAUGUCUGAAACACCCCUGGUUCUCUUGUUUCUUGAGUGGUUGUUUGAUUCUUUGGAUAUUUGGAAGUUCAGAGGGGAAAAUGGCUGCCAGGUUUUUUUGUUGCUUAUUAGGUGGGAAAUGAAGACUUGGUUCCCUACUGCUGGAAGUGGGUGUGUUUUGAUAUUCUUGAUAAUCUUAGUAAUUCAUCUUCAAAUCUGAGACUCUGUCAGUAUUCUUGGUUAAAAAGAAUAAGUUCUUCAGCCACUCACUUAAUAACCCAAAUUAAAUGUAUAUUCAAGUUCCUGUAACUCUGAUGCUUGGAAGAAAUAUGGAUCCUGUUGAUUAAUGUUAUAACUUUGAACUCCCUAACUUUCUCAAUGUCAUGGCUUCUAAUUCAUCUCCAUGUGCUUCCAAAUGACUUUCUAAUAGAUUGGUUUGGUUUUUUUUUUUUUUAAUAUUCAUAAAUGUCUGAGAACAGUCAGUGUGACUUUUCUUCCACAUUUUUCUUUUCUUUGCUUCUGGAGGUUACCUGUCAUCCAGCCAUGCAUGUACAUUGUGAAAUGCAAAGGAGCAAACUUUAGGGCAGAGAGGAAUAAAUGUUACAGCUUUUGUUCACUCAUUUUAAAUGAAAAAAGUGGGAAAAUAUAUUUCAUUUUAUAAAAAGCAAGAGUCCCAAAA